GAAUUGUGCAACAGCAUAAAAGAGAACAACCUUAAUGGUACAGGUCCUGCUGUACGGCGAUGCUUGAUACAAGUUGGUUCGACCAACUAUUUUCAGUGCAAAUUGUUCAACCAUUUCUAGUAACCUUUUAGAUUAGUUAAGCCACUCUACAAAACAUCCUAAUCAAUCACCUUUCUUUCUCUUUUUUAUCCUCAAAUAUUAUUAUUUUGUUGUACUUUUUGGUUUGUCGUGUUCAAUCCAAGCACCACCUUACCCAACCCAACAGUGCUAGAACAAAACCCAAUAAAGAGUAAGCUCAGAAAAUCACUAGAAAGAGAGAGAAUUAAGGAAAAACCAGUUGGUCUAAGGAGCGUGUGCACAUAAAACACAAAUCGACUCUUUGAACCAAAGGGUAAAUAUAAUAAAACAUGUUGCUGAUGUUGUUGGGUUUGGGUUCGAGUAAUUAUAAUAUCCCUAUGCCGUUGGCAUCAUCAUCCCUAUUCUACGUUCUCAAAAGUUAUCGAAUCAUGUGUGAAGGAGAUUUCCUAUUCCUUUUAUUUUAUAAUUUUAAUAACUAUAAACUUUAUCAUUUCAUCCCCUUAUUCUAUUUCCUUUGGAUAUAUAAUUAUAUAGUUUCAUUAAAAGGUUAAUCUAAUCACGAUCGUACAUAAAAGGGAAAUUUAAUGUCUGUGUCUUAAUUGUAAUAUUGUAUUUGUUGAGUUAUUGGUUACUUUGACUGACCCAAUCGGUGUUUGUUUGUGGAGAGUUUGGGACUGUGUAAGAAAAAGGUUUUCGAUUUUGAUUUAUUUAUUUUCCCAUUUAAAUACUUUUAUUAUUAAUGCUAUUAAUAUUUCAAUUUUUAAAUGGGCUUUGGGUUUGGUGGAUGAUAGAGCGAUUUGGGAGGUUUAUUCUUUCUAAUGUUGGUCAUACAAUAGGGUUCCCAAUUUACUUUCGGUCUUGACUUUUUGGACGUUGCUUCGAUUUGGGGCGUGGAUUUUCUUUCGAUUUGACCAUUUGGGUCGCUGAUUCUCGCCUCACUUUGAUCUGGGUCGCUCUCUUUCCUUCAAUCUCAGAGUUUGUGUUGUUAUUCCCAAUUCCUGAGUGAUAAAGUUGAAGACGUUCGUUCUUAUCUUGUUUCUGGGUGGAUUUUUCAUCUCUGAGAGUUGUUUUGAUGUUUUCUGAAUUUUGAUUCUGAUAAUAGUAGAGUCGUUGGAGGCAUUAUUGGGGGUGGGGGUGAGUAGGAGCUAUUCUAGUAGUGUGCUUUCAGUUGUGAUAAGUCUUCUUGUCUUUUUUCUGAUAUAUAUUUGGAGAAGUUUGGUUCUGUCAUGCAUACAUGAUGUUCCAUUCUCAGGGUCCUUCGAGACAUUGUAGUCUCCUUGCUAUCCUGAGUGGUAAAUCACGCGACAGUAAGCAAAAGCAGAAGCAGGGUGCUGCUUCUGAGGAUCAACCUUCAUAUCCCUUCCCAGAGCUUUCUUCCUCUGGCCGUCUUGAGGUAAAAGUAUUGACCAAACCUACUGCUGAUGAACUCGGUCGAGCUAUUGAACAACUGCAGCCAGAUUUUGUUUACCUGCAAGGGCAGCAGCUAGAAGACCGGGGAGAAAUUGGGGCUCUUGUGUGGGAAGAUUUUGACCUCUCUGUCCCAGAAGCGAUAUGUGAAUUAUUUUCUUCCAAAUUGCCUGAUACCGUUUAUUUGGAAACUCCUAAAGGAGAAAAAUUGGCAGAGGCACUCCGUUCUAAGGGAGUUCCUUACACUAUCUAUUGGAAAAAUGAAUUUUCAAAGUAUGCAGCUUCACAUUUUCGUCAUGCAUUUUUCUCUGUGGCACAGAGUACAUCCAGCCAUACAUGGGAUGCUUUCCAGCUUGCUCUUGCAUCUUUUAGACUAUACUGUAUACAAAACAAUGUCUUACCUUCUAGCAGCCAGAAGGGUGCUGGUAAGCUUGGGCCACAAAUUCUUGGAGAUCCUCCGGACAUUGAUGUUAGUCCGUGUGUAGCAGACAUGGAGGAAGAGGAAAGUUCACCUGAGACUAUGUCUGCUGUAAAGAUAUACGAUGAUGAUGUAAACAUGAGAUUUCUUGUUUGUGGAGUUCGUUGCACAUUGGAUGCUUGCUUGUUGGGGUCAUUAGAGGAUGGACUCAAUGCUCUUCUAUUUACAGAAAUACGUGGAUGUAAACUUCACAACAGGACAAGUGCUCCGCCUCCACCACUCCAGGCAGGAAUGUUCUCACGUGGUGUAGUGACCAUGCGAUGUGAUAUAUCCACAUGUAGUUCUGCUCAUAUAUCACUUUUGGUGUCUGGAAGUGCAGAGGCUUGUUUUAAUGAUCAGCUUUUGGAGAAUCAUAUUAAAAAAGAGCUCAUUGAGAAGACUCAACUUGUUCAGGCCUUUCCUUAUCACGAACAAAGUAAACCACCUUCUACUGAGCCACGAAGAUCAACCUCUGUAGCCUGUGGGUCUAGUGUGUUUGAGGUUUGUAUGCGAGUUCCUGCAUGGGCGUCACAGGUUUUGAGACAGCUUGCACCCAAUGUGUCAUACCGCAGCCUUGUUAUGUUGGGAGUUGCUAGUAUUCAAGGAUUGCCAGUUGCAUCUUUUAAUAAAGAUGAUGCUGAACGUCUCUUUUUCUUUUGUACUAGGCAGGGGAAGGAAAUCUGUCCUGAUGAUCCUGUUUUGUCUGGGAUUCCUAGUUGGCUAAUGCCUCCACCACCCAGGCGGAAAAGGUCUGAACCAUGCACUAGAACAAAGCCUAUUAAUGCUAGUGGCCGGGGAAUUGAAGAUACUGGAGGCAGUCAGAGACAAAAGUUAAAUCCUGCUGCUAUGAGGCCAAUCCCUCAUUCUCAUAGACACAAGAUUCUCCCCUUCUCUGGAUUGUCUGAGGGUGAAAAAUAUGGAGACCAUGGAAAAUCAAAUCAGCCACUUGCUCCUAUUAAGCACAAUGUUUCAGGCCAUAAUUCAGUUACGCAUAGGAAAUCUGUGUCAAACUCAAUUCAGGCUCACCAAAUAAUUUCUUUGAAUCCACUACCAAUGAAAAAGCAUGGUUGUGACCGAGCUCCAAUACGUGCUUGCUCAGAGGAGGAAUUUUUGAGGGAUGUCAUGCAGUUUUUGAUCCUUCGAGGUCAUACUCGUCUAAUUCCACAAGGAGGGCUUGCUGAGUUCCCUGAUGCCAUUCUGAAUGCAAAACGCCUUGACCUGUUCAACUUGUAUAGGGAGGUGGUUUCGAGAGGAGGCUUUCAUGUUGGGAAUGGUAUCAAUUGGAAAGGACAAGUUUUCUCAAAGAUGCGCAAUCACACACUGACAAAUAGAAUGACUGGUGUUGGAAAUACACUCAAAAGACAUUAUGAAACUUAUCUCUUGGAAUAUGAAUUAGCUCAUGAUGAUGUAGAUGGAGAGUGCUGUUUAUUGUGUCACAGUAGUGCAGCAGGUGACUGGGUGAACUGCGGUAUAUGUGGUGAAUGGGCUCAUUUUGGCUGUGAUAGGCGGCAGGGACUUGGAGCAUUUAAGGACUAUGCUAAAACUGAUGGACUGGAGUACGUUUGUCCUCACUGCAGCAUAUCAAAUUUCAGUAAAAAAUCACAGAAAACUGCAAAUGGUUAUUAACAAGUCAAGCGGUGCUAUCUCUUUCCCAGAGCAAAUGUACAUGAGUGUUGAUAAAUUUUACUUACUCAUCGGUCUGUGGUUGGACCGUGUCUCUUAAUUGGUAAGGAUAGGUUCUAAGGAGUGUAAUUGUUUCACUUAUGUUUGGAGUUUUGACAUACUAUGGUCACAAAAAGGCCAUCCAAGUUUUCUAGCAUCACUAGUAUUAUAUAAUUCAAAGAAAGGAAUCCAGCAAAAAGAUUUGUAGGAUGAAUUGAUUUUACUCUAGCUUGACGAUUAGUCCACUUCUCAAAAUGCAGAUUUUGCAAUAUUUUUGGUAUUGCCAGUUAUGUAACUCAGCAAUUGUGAGCAUAUAUAUAUAUUUGUAAUAGUUGAUACGUGAAUAUUUUUGGCCUUGUACUUUGCAUGGUAUGUUCAUUGCAUGCAUUUAUAUGUCGGGGAAUAACUGUGCGGUUGAGUUUCAAUCAUGCCAAGCGUUCGUGUAGAUUUUAAACAAGUGAAAUAUGAAGAGUCAAUAUGUGAAGAGAGAUUGUCCAAGUUCAGUAUCAACUUUCAGGAUGGAAAUAAGUCGUCUCUUCUGCCCUUGCUUCAUUUCGUCUUUUGCUUGUCCUUGUGUUGUAAUGGUGCAAAAUCAUUUACUAAAAGCUACGUGUUUACUACAUUUUUUCCAAUAAAAAUGAACAUUUGCUAGUG
This is a messenger RNA of Abrus precatorius (Indian licorice), 4258 nucleotides long. RefSeq names its product AT-rich interactive domain-containing protein 4. The transcript has 15 exons. The record is from RefSeq and is a predicted model, not a curated record. Bases 1313 to 3568 code for a protein of 751 amino acids. Lineage: Eukaryota; Viridiplantae; Streptophyta; Magnoliopsida; Fabales; Fabaceae. Gene Ontology annotation, molecular function: DNA binding.